CUCCAUACCAAUUCUUUCAUCCAUUGCUUUUACUUCUGCAUUUGGAUUGAGAUCUGAUAAGCAUGGAAUUGGAGGCCCCAGUUGAAGAGAUGACAGUGCAGGCUUGCACUAAUACCAACUUUGUUGAGACAGUGCCUGAGGUUGAUGAGGUGGGGAAGGCUUUUGUUGAUCAAUAUUAUUACAUGUUUGAUCAUAGCAGAGGCAGUUUGCUUCCAUUGUAUGAGUCAUAUUCUACUAUGAGCUUUGAAGGAGAGAAGAUUGAAGGUGCCCACAAAAUCUCAGUGAAGCUUGCCUCUCUUCCCUUUGAUCAAUGCAAGCACCAUGUCUCCACCAUUGAUUGCCAGUCCUCUGGAGUUGCAGGGGGUAUUAUUGUGUUUGUAAGUGGUACCCUUCAGCUCCCUGGUGAAGAGCACCAUCUUCGCUUUAGCCAGAUGUUUCACUUGGUUCGUACGCUCGAGGGGAAUUUCUAUAUUCAAAAUGAUAUAUUUCGGCUCAACUAUGGAUGAAUCAUCAAACUAUUUAUGUUUGAUAAUUAUAAUUCUAGUGAAGUUAAAGUUGAUAUUCUCAAGAAAAUAAAUGUAAGAAUUAUAUCUAUUUCUAUA
Messenger RNA from Cryptomeria japonica (Japanese cedar), 602 nucleotides. RefSeq names its product nuclear transport factor 2B. Gene Ontology annotation, cellular component: nuclear pore central transport channel. Lineage: Eukaryota; Viridiplantae; Streptophyta; Pinopsida; Cupressales; Cupressaceae. Gene Ontology annotation, biological process: nucleocytoplasmic transport. The transcript is spliced from 2 exons. The record is from RefSeq and is a predicted model, not a curated record. The coding region runs from base 63 to 506 and encodes 147 amino acids.